AUGGAAAAGGUUACUGAGCUCCCUACUACUGCAGGAGCACUGCUUACUGGAAUGCCUAGUGGUUGUACCCCUCAAAACAAGGACAUUUGCUCAAUGGAUUUAUUUCGGCAACUGAUGGCUGCAAAACCUCAGGAGGCCCUACACAUGAUGAUCCAACAGCAGGCUGCAGAAAAAGAAUCUGCAGAAAGGCUGGCAGAAAGAGAAUCUGCGAAAAGGGAGGCACCAAGGAGACAUGAUCUGGAAAUUGCCAAACUGCAGUUUACCCUUCAGUCUUCACUGAACAGCAAUGCAUCAGAUUCCAAUACAUGUAGGCUCCGCAAGGAUGAUUUUCCCUUUGAUUUGGAUGUAUUCCUAAAAAAUUUUUAA
Molecule: messenger RNA, 366 nt
Organism: Pelobates cultripes (western spadefoot toad)
Lineage: Eukaryota; Metazoa; Chordata; Amphibia; Anura; Pelobatidae
Source: the annotation of a GenBank genome assembly